AUGGAGGCUGAAGACAAACCGUACAAUGACUACUUCAUGGAGCUUGAAAAUGGAAAAAAGAGGAUUGGACCACCGACUACAAGAGAUUGGGAAGAAGCUGAGAGGUUGGUACACUUUCUUGUCAUCUUUUACAAUUCAACUCUGAUGCUGUCGGCUACAAAGGGCAUUACGUCGCACAAGAUCUACAAUGAGAUUGUCACCAUCACUAGGAAUGUCAGCAAGAUAAGCUCUGUGCCUGGACCUGAUGAAACACUGCGCUUGAAAGCUUUGAAUAUGAUGGGGAAGAUAAGGAAGUACUGGAAUCCAUUUGUUGAAGAACCUGAGUCUGAGAGCAAUAAGUCUAAGAGCUGUAAGAUGAAUAAGCUUUUGAUUGUUGCUACUGUCUUUGACACAAGAAAGAAGAUGAACUUUGCUAACCUCUGCUUUGAGAAGCUCUACGGAAAAGAAAGCAUCGAGUAUACUCUGCUUUCUGAAUCAAUAAUGGACAUCCUGAAGCGCUUAUAUGAAGAGUACACUCUUAGAUACAACACAAGUGGUGGAGGAUCAGGUGGCUCGCAGUCGCAAGGAGGAUCAUCUUCUCAAACCCAAACUCAAGACAGUGGUGCAGUUUUCCAGAGUCAAGUUGUAGGCAGUGGUAUUGGAUACGAAAGAAUGGAUAAUCUCUACGAGGAGCUUGUACAAGAAACAGGUACACAAGAUUCUAGUAAUGAGUUAGAAGUUUAUUUGAGAGAGAAAGUAGAGGUUACAAAGAGUGGUACUGGACUUGGAACCGAGUUUGAUGUUUUAUCGUGGUGGAGAAGAAACAGUGUGAAGUUCCCGAUCUUCUCUCAGAUAGCUGCUGAUAUUCUUGCGGUUCAAGCAUCAUCUGUAGCAUCAGAGAGUGCAUUUAGCACUAGUGGGAGAGUCUUAGACCCGUACAGGAGCUGCUUAACUCACUUCAUGGUUGAGGUAUUGGUGUGCACAGAACAAUGGUUGAAGUCCGAGAUUCACAUCAAUGAGAAAGACAUUCUUACAAUAGAGCAGUUACUUUCAGAUGUGGAAACUCAAGAUGAUCUUCUGAGAGAGUUUGAAGCUGGAUGCAAUUUAGAAUAA
Molecule: messenger RNA, 1092 nt
Organism: Raphanus sativus (radish)
Lineage: Eukaryota; Viridiplantae; Streptophyta; Magnoliopsida; Brassicales; Brassicaceae
Product: zinc finger BED domain-containing protein RICESLEEPER 2-like
Exons: 2
Coding region: 1-1092 (363 amino acids)
Molecular function (GO): DNA binding; protein dimerization activity
Source: RefSeq, a predicted model, not a curated record